Podarcis muralis (Common wall lizard) is the source of this 966-nucleotide messenger RNA. RefSeq names its product mas-related G-protein coupled receptor member H-like. Gene Ontology annotation, cellular component: plasma membrane. Lineage: Eukaryota; Metazoa; Chordata; Lepidosauria; Squamata; Lacertidae. Gene Ontology annotation, molecular function: G protein-coupled receptor activity. The record is from RefSeq and is a predicted model, not a curated record. Gene Ontology annotation, biological process: G protein-coupled receptor signaling pathway.
AUGGCUAAUUUCAUUCAGCCAUCCUUGCUUUGUUUGGAUGUCAGCAAAGGAUAUCCAGCGACAUACAACUGCACAGAGUUUCCAAAGAAUGGUACCAACAAUGAUGAUCCAGGAUCGAUUGCUAAAUAUAAUUUAGAAACAUAUAUUUUUUUUCCCAUCACUCUUCCCUUCAUCAUGUUUGGGCUGUGGGGCAACGGGACUGUCAUCUGGCUGCUUGGCGUCCGCAUUAAGAGGAGCACUUUCUCAACAUACAUUGUGAACCUGUCCGCUGCUGACUUCGGGUUGCUCAUUGUUGAAAGUAUUCUACUAAUAUACUGGAGCAUAACUAAUUUGUAUCGUGAUCUUAUAAGUGUAUUGUUCAAUGACCUCUUCCUAUUCACGUACAGUGUUGGCCAAUUUCUGCUGACAGCCAUCAGCAUUGACAGGUGUGUGUCUGUCCUCUUCCCACUUUGGUAUCGAUGUCACCGGCCAACACACUUAUCCAGCACUGUCUCUGCCCUGUUGUGGGUCCUGUCCUUUCUUCUCCCUGCAAUUCACUUCACUCUUUUCUUGACACAUGAAUUUACAUAUUAUUUCCUAAAACACUUGCAGUUCUUCAUAAAUGGCAUCAUUUGUCUCCCACUCUUAACUAUCUCCACUCUGACUCUGUUCAUCAAAGUCUAUUUUAAAUCACAACCAUACCAGCGAGGAAAACGUUUGGUAGCCAUCUUGCUGACUCUAUUCUUCUUUCUCAUUUUUUCUUUCCCACUGAAUGUUUUUUCCUGUAUGAAAGUGCUUAAUCAGCACUUGCCCUCCCAUAUUAUGCGUUAUGGUUACUUCUGUGCCUGCCUAAACAGCAGUGUUAAUCCAUUGAUCUAUUUCCUGGUUGGGAGACAGAGGGGGGACAAUACUAGGAGAAGCAUGGAGAGUAUACUAAAGAAAAUCUUUGUGGAGGAGGGAGAGAGUAGAGAGGAACUGGAAACCUAG